Danio rerio (zebrafish) is the source of this 828-nucleotide messenger RNA. It is a transcript of the gene nrm, whose product is annotated as nurim. The record is from RefSeq and is marked provisional. Gene Ontology annotation, cellular component: nuclear inner membrane. Lineage: Eukaryota; Metazoa; Chordata; Actinopteri; Cypriniformes; Danionidae.
AUGGCGUCGGUAACUUUUCGCGACGGGUUUCUCUGCGUUUCUGCUUUAAUUACCUUCGUGUUCGUAUUUGUUACCGGCGCAGAUUUUGUCCGUUUUGUGUCGUUUCGUGCCAUCAAUCAUAACCUGAGCGGAGCCGCGCCUCUGUGUCGAGACUCUGUGCCCUGGUCUGUGGCUCUGCGGGAUGGGGUGGUUCAGAAGGCAGUGGCUGUGGAUGUUCUCCUUCUGGUCGUCUUCAGCCUCCAGCACAGUCUGCUGGCCUGGACUCCAGUGAAGAGAGUCUGUCAGAGUGUGUUUGGGGUUUUGAGCAGAUCUGUGUAUUGUUUCACCACCGCCGCUGCACUGCAGAUAUUAAUGCACUAUUGGCGCCCGGUCACCAGCGCCCCCUGCCUGUGGUCAGUGAGCAGUGCACCAUGGGAAAUCUGGUUCCCGCUCAUCUGUUUUAUAGUACACUUCUUGUGCUGGGCUAUAAUCUGCAGCAUCCUGCUCAUCUUUGACUAUCCAGAGCUACUGGGCAUCAAACAGGUGUAUUAUGAGUGUUUGGGUCUGGGUGACCCUCUGCUGCUGAAGUCUGAGCGUGCGCAGCGUCUGUACUCUCACCUCCGUCAUCCAGUGUGUGUGGAGCUGCUGACGGUGCUGUGGCUCCUGCCCUCCUUCCCGCUGGACCGACUCCUGCUGGCCGUGUUCCUGACCGUGUAUCUGAUCCUGGCGCACUCGCUGGACAAGCAGGACUGCGCUUACCUUCGGCACCAGCUGCGCAACAAACUGCAGCUCUUCUCCACACCACUAGAGGGCAGCGAGCAGACAAAUGACAACAAUAAACUAGAGUGA